Messenger RNA from Arabidopsis thaliana (thale cress), 1158 nucleotides. RefSeq names its product Homeodomain-like superfamily protein. Gene Ontology annotation, molecular function: DNA binding. The transcript has 5 exons. Gene Ontology annotation, cellular component: nucleus. Gene Ontology annotation, biological process: regulation of gene expression. NCBI's taxonomy places the organism in Eukaryota, Viridiplantae, Streptophyta, Magnoliopsida, Brassicales, Brassicaceae. The record is from RefSeq and is marked reviewed. The coding region runs from base 1 to 1011 and encodes 336 amino acids.
AUGGUAAUGAUGAUUAUUAUAUAUACCGAACCCGAAAUCAGCUUGUUUCCACUUCAGGAUCGAAGUGAGGAACUAAGCAGCAAUGUAGAAAAUGGAAGUUGCAAUUCCAAUGAAGGAAUUAAUCCUGAAACCAGCAGUCAUUGGAUUGAAAACGUUGUCAAGGUUAGGAAACCGUACACAGUAACUAAGCAGAGAGAGAAGUGGAGUGAGGAAGAGCAUGAUAGGUUUCUUGAAGCUAUCAAGCUUUAUGGUCGUGGGUGGCGUCAAAUCCAAGAACACAUAGGUACAAAAACCGCUGUACAGAUACGAAGCCAUGCUCAAAAGUUCUUCUCCAAGAUGGCUCAGGAAGCUGACAGUAGAAGUGAAGGAUCGGUUAAAGCGAUUGUGAUCCCGCCUCCUCGUCCAAAGAGAAAACCGGCACAUCCUUAUCCUCGGAAAUCGCCUGUUCCAUAUACUCAGUCUCCUCCACCAAAUUUGUCAGCUAUGGAGAAAGGAACCAAGUCUCCAACCUCAGUGUUAUCAUCGUUUGGUUCAGAGGAUCAAAAUAACUACACAACAUCCAAGCAACCUUUCAAAGAUGAUUCUGACAUUGGUUCAACACCCAUUUCAAGCAUUACUCUUUUCGGGAAGAUUGUCCUUGUCGCGGAAGAAUCUCACAAACCAUCCUCUUACAAUGAUGAUGAUCUUAAACAAAUGACGUGUCAGGAGAAUCACUACUCAGGGAUGCUAGUUGACACUAAUUUAUCUCUUGGUGUAUGGGAAACGUUUUGUACUGGUUCUAAUGCAUUUGGCUCGGUUACAGAAGCAUCUGAGAACUUGGAGAAGAGUGCAGAGCCGAUAAGUUCUUCAUGGAAACGGUUAAGCUCCUUAGAAAAACAAGGAUCUUGUAAUCCUGUAAAUGCAAGUGGGUUCAGGCCAUACAAGAGAUGCCUAUCAGAAAGAGAAGUAACAUCAUCAUUGACGCUGGUAGCUUCAGAUGAAAAGAAAAGCCAAAGAGCACGUAUAUGCUAGUUUUAGCCAUUGUACAGUUUGGAGUCAAUUUUGAUGAUCCGUGAACAUUGUUUUAGCCAUUUGCUGGGUGACUUGGAUCAUAGCAUUCCACGAACCAAAUCCUAAAUCCGAGUUGGUAAGUGGUUUUACUUGUCCGCCACAUGUAAU